CAGCAACGAAGCGGUGGCGCUGGUGGCAGUGGCAGGCAGCGGUCUAUCGGCUCCGAAGCAACUUGGGCUGGUGCGGUCCGUGCGGAGGCACACCGGUGAAGGGGAGCGGCUCGGAAACACGCCACCUGCCUCCGACUGGACACUUUUGGCACAAGUCCCCCGAGAUCGAGGAGAAGUCGGUGGUGGAGGAAGUCGCGAUACGUCCUCUCUGGGUUCACGGAGUAGUGGUGGGCGCUAGGGUUCCGGAUGCAGCACUAUAAUUUGAGGCAGGCAACCAAUUCUUUUAUUGGAGGCUCCCUCCACGACCUCAACACUGCCGACUCGAACCCCGGGGAGAUAGAUGGCAUCAGAGAUGUGGAUCGCGACCCCGUGGAUGAGGAUAGCCUCGACAACGACGACGAGUCUAAUUCCGUGGUUUGCGUGCAUGACUCUUAUAGAAGUUCGAUUCCACUUCACGGUGUUGGAGUGGAUGACGAUCGGUCUGCACUUGAGAACAGUGGAAGAUCACCAAGUCCGUCGUAUAACUUACUUACCCAAGAAGAUAUUUCACCAAUUGCAACUGCAAGAUCCAGGUUUUUGCAGUUUGUAGUUGAUCAUUUUAUUGAUGAGCAUGUGAUUGAAUCUGGAGAAAGUUCAGAUGUUUCAUGCUAUCAGGGGAAUGAGAAGCUUGGUAAAAGGAAGGAACGGGAAGUUCAGUAUGAGGGUGAUCCAAGGUUUGACCUGCCGUUGAUGUAUGUUGCCAACUUGUAUGAGACCUUAGUUAAUGAUGUCAAUGUACGUCUUGCUUCUUUGGAUGGUAUCCGUGAGAAGAAUAUUGGGAUUGCUUUAGAAACAGCUGGUGGAUUGUAUAGAAGAUUGGCUAAAAAGUUUCCUCCAAAAGGUCCUUGUAGUUUUAGGAGAAGAGAACUAGCUACAUCACUUGCAACAAGAAAUCGGUUUCCUGAGCUUGUGGUACAAGAAGAAAAGCGUGUCCGCUUUGUAGUUGUAAAUGGUUUAUCAAUCAUUGAAAAACCAAGCCGCAUAAACAUAGAUGAUGUUGAAUGGUUUAAGCGUUUGACUGGACGGCAUGAGGUGGCUAUUUCGGCAAGAGAUUAUAAAUUUUACUCCCCUCGCCAUAAGUACAAGAGAGGUGCUCCUCAUCCUAUGUCCAAUAUUCCUGGGCUAAGUGUGAUGUCAGUCACAGAGAGCUCUUCUCCGGUGCCUAAUGCUAUUGGAUUCCGUCCAGUGACCGGGUCUCAGAAUCAUCAUGAGCCGUCAUCAAAACAUCACUUACAACAAUCACAACAAUCAUCUCCAUUUCUCCCUCUACACCAGGCUCAUCAUCAGAGCAUUCAACAAAAUCAACAUUCUACCCACUUUUCCCAUAUGUGCACUCACCCGUCGCAUGUACAUGAUCUAACUCUCCAGCAUCAGCCACAGACAAUGACUCCUCAGCUAGCUUGCAUGCAGUCACUAUCCGGUGGUAAUCUUGGAGAACGCUUGCAUGUGCUGCCGACAAGCCCGGCAAAGUUCUGCGAUGAAUGUGGCACCCCCUACUUUAGAGAGACAUCAAAAUUCUGCUCAGAAUGUGGCACGAAGAGAUUAGGGGUGUAAUGUAUCAACACCAUAGUUUCUUCUCCUGUGUCGUUUUUAAUGGCAUUUUAAUGCACAAAUAGCCUAUGAGACGCUUUUCUCAGGUAUGGUUAUACGAGCCUAUGAGAAAGCUAUGCAAUUGACAUGCUAUAUUAAAUGGAGUUAUGCUUGGGCAGUGACAUAUUAAGAAGUGCUUAUAUUUCUAUAUGGUUGUAGUUAA
Molecule: messenger RNA, 1792 nt
Organism: Zingiber officinale
Lineage: Eukaryota; Viridiplantae; Streptophyta; Magnoliopsida; Zingiberales; Zingiberaceae
Exons: 9
Coding region: 247-1593 (448 amino acids)
Source: RefSeq, a predicted model, not a curated record